Syngnathoides biaculeatus (alligator pipefish) is the source of this 7460-nucleotide messenger RNA. RefSeq names its product beta/gamma crystallin domain-containing protein 1-like. NCBI's taxonomy places the organism in Eukaryota, Metazoa, Chordata, Actinopteri, Syngnathiformes, Syngnathidae. The record is from RefSeq and is a predicted model, not a curated record. The coding region runs from base 285 to 7181 and encodes 2298 amino acids. The transcript has 22 exons.
GUGAGUGCGUGUUUGUGUGUGCUCCAAGAUCAGGCGCCCGCGGGGGGGUGGUGAGAGCUGGGCCGGCCAGAUUCCAUCGGCAGCCGCGCUCUCUCAUUGCCGCAGAAAAAAAAAAAAAAAAAAAAGUUAUAUGCGCUCCGAAUGCCACAUAAUAGAUCGACGAGUGACGGUCGGCCGGAGGUUUCGCUGCGUGAGGCUGACUAAAAACUCAUUCGGCGUAGAGGGAACCAGGGAACCGCAAGAGUUUCGCCCAUGAGGGGAACUCGCUGCAGACCGCUGUGAUCAUGUCCGAGAACUCAGAGGAAGAGCAGAGUCCUGGGGUCUUGGGCCGCAUCGGGAGCUGGCUCUCUCCAUGGAAGGGAAGGAGUUCCAAAAGUCCCAGUGAAAGUUCAUCCCCCACUUGCGAUCAGGCAGUCAGGUCGGACGGAGAGCAUUGUGCGGGAUCUACGCAAGCCGAGAGAAGGAAACCCAAGCGGGAGGAGAAGGAACAAAGCUCCUAUCCCAAUAAACUGGGUCCCUCAAGAGACAUUUUCCGCUUUGAAGAAGUGGACGCCGCACAGUCUGCCCACAGAGAAGGCUCUGUUGUAAGCAACCAAAAAACUCCUCCCAAAGAGGAGGAGUUUUUGCUCAGCAAAAAGAACCGAGCAGGGGAAGCGAGCGGGAAUUCUGACAGGAGUGACAGUCAUCUGACGGAUCUCUCCACCACCGCCUCCUCUGAGCAGGGCGUGGUAUGGAAAUCUGACUGGGGAAACACCCAGCCUUUGGCCCAGAAACCAGCACAGGCCCAGGCAGGAAGGAGGCUCCAUGUGUACCUGGAGGAGACCAGUGUGACUCACUGUGGGCAAGACACAUUGACAGGGCAGGAAGUGAUCCGCACCACGAUUGAGAAAAAACUGCCAGUCUUAUCAAAGGUGAAAUCACCAAAGUCACCCAGUUUUGAGUCGUCACAGAACUCAAGUUCAAGAACAAACAAAAACACGAGUGAAAAUUCAAACUCUGUGGUUGUAACAGAGGAGGGAGUGUCACAGAAAUUACACAAAGACUGGCAGUUGGCGCUUGAACAAGACAAAGCACAAACAGAGGGUGGCAACAUGGGUCGUAAAAACACUGCUAAGAAGAAAACGGCGAAGAACUCUCAGAGAGAUGAAGCGUGCACCCCUAAGGAAAAAAUGCUUCCCAAUGUCCAACCUGGUCAAGAGGGAUUUCCUUCAGCGGAAAUGUCAACAACUAGACCACGGGGUGAAAGUCCACUGAGUCAUGGUGAAGAGCAACAUUCAGACUCCUCCUCCAAGAACGGCCUCACCUCACUGGCCUCACCUGGAGGUGGAGAAAAUAAAACUUCCUGUCCCAAGUAUGCAGACGAAUUCCUGGGCUCAAGAUCAGUCACUGAAACGCAUCGUACAAGCGCCGUCGAUGGCAGUGCAGGCAUGGAGGACGACGACAGUUUUUACAAAGUGGAGAGGAGGACAGAGACCCCAGAGAGCAAACGGAGAAGUAUUAAGGUUUCUCGGAGUGAGGUGAAACUUUUCCCCAAAAAUGUGCCUUUGAACGCUGAAAAAAGUAUAGCAGAAGUGGACCUGGAAUUUACUUUGGCACCAGACCAUAACAAAAAUGAAGCCAAGGGAGACCCCAAAACACAAACUGAUGGAAGGCAGAAAGACAUGAAGAACCCCAAGGAGAAGCCAGUCAUUGGCCGAAUUGCGGAUAAGAUCAACUUAUUUGAGUCCCAGGGAGCUGUGGCGGACCUCAAAAGAACCUUCCGACAUCCUAGGAGCGCUGAUGUGUCUCCUGCUAGGAAUUCUCCUGGGAAGUUAAAAGCUGAAUUUUCUUCUUCCACGCAGCGGUCAAAAUCAGCUGAGCGAUAUGGCACUGAGAGUUCCAGCCCUGCGCAGGCCCAAAACGAGAUUACAGCGACAGUUAAACAAAGAGUAAGGAACUUUACAGAGGAACCAAAGAAAUUUCCUAAAUCGAUGCUGCCUCAAAAGUCGGCCAAGAUAGGAAUUACAACAUCCACCACAUCUGUGGCAACCACUGCAUCGAAGUCAUCAAAACUCGACAGUCAAGGUAAACUGGAUACUAAAGCAAUGACAGGGAUAAUACUAAAACCAGAUGGACAGGAUACGACUGCUGUGGAGUUAAAAGUUUCCACACCUCUAGAACAACAUGGGACACAAACCUCAAAGGCAGCAGAUCUGAGUCUGAAAUCUAGCAAUGUAGAAUCAAGUGUUUCAACGAAAGGCACGGGUGACAAUGCAGAACUGACCAAUAAUAUAAGUCCACGGUCCAAAACCCCCGGCAGAUCAGGGUUUCGCACUAAGCGACGAAAAAGCAAGGAGGCAACCAGUCCAGUAAGCGAAAAUUGGGAAAGCAAGCCAACUUCAAGCAAGCCAGAGGCCACUUCUCCACCGACACAGGUCGAUGAUGCAGUUUUUCUACCACCCGAUGAAGUAAACAAAUUUAUAUCCAAAAAACGUACAUUUAUAAAAGAAUCUGACAUUUCUGAUAAACAGUUGACCUCUCCUCAUGCUAAUAAACUCAGCGACAAAGUGGCGGCAUCAACUGGACCGACGUACAUCAACAAAGAUGAACCUGAUACUGCUGCUUCCAACAGGAGAACAAAGAAACCUAUUCACAAGGUUUCCGUUAGUUCAGCCAAAAAGGAGGAAAAGGUAGAGAGGGAAUCUCUGUCACCCAAAAAGGAGAUCAAAAAUCCUACUGAGCACAAAUUGUCUUCCUUCUCACAGUCAGUUGAACAACCUCAACCAGUGAUGGAGGACCCACCUGCUAAAUGUCCAAAAUUAGAUGUGGGACCACCAAAGCAGCCAGAUAGACCACAAACAAGCUGGUCUGGUAAAAAAGACACACAAUAUGUAGAACCACACCAAAACACGGGCAAAAAGCCAACAAGUCAGAGUGAGACUAAAGAUGCUGCUGAAUUAGAAAGGCCACAGGGUAACAACAAUAACCAGACUGAGGAAACACACAAACAGACCCCAGAAAAGUGGACCCAUUCAGACACAACACAAACUCAAAUGACAACCACAAUCUUGCAGAGUAAACGGGAAAAUUCAGGGAUUGAGCAAAGUGUGUCAAUGGAUAAUCAGAAAAAUCAGACCCAGAGAAAAAAGGAAGCGAGAUCUUUUGCAGAUCCUAAAAAAGCAGAGUUAGAAAAUACUCAAGCAAUCUUAGACCGACCUACUUCAACACCAACUGUCAAUCAAACAGCUACCGCGAAUCCAGGGGUGGCUAAGGUUACAGUUGUCCCUCAGGAGACCGGAAAAAAGAGCGUUCAAGCGUCUUCCAAGGAAGAAACAGUGACACACGUGUCUGCGAUACCAACAACAUCGUUAGAUGAGGUCAAAAUAGAGCAUAAGGUACAAGCGGUAAAAAAAACACAACGUGAUUUUGCACCCGAGGAAAAACUUCAAGGGACUGUCAGUAAGGCCUCAAAUAAACAUGAAGGCAGUGGUGCUGAAUUUGUCAGUGCAAAGCCAGAGCAAGUGAAUGCAAGUCUCUCUCAUGAACCCCCUGUGCUGAUAAGUGCGCGGACUGACAACAUGGCAACUGUUCAAGAGUCUCCUCGUAUUUCUGUUCGAAACAAUGAGGAGAAAAGCCAAGAUAAUGGUACUCCAAGCUCGAGAGCAAACUUAGAGACGGCGGGAGUUAAAGUCUCUAUAAGAAAACCAAGUCGCCCGCAGUUUGAGGAACUAAAUAAUACAGUGAGGACAAGUGAUCUGACUUCAUUAAAGCCCUCAGAUAAAAAAGCACAGAGCUCUUCUGACAGCACCCUUUCUAUUACCACGGGAAUUGUGAAAGAGAAGACAGACAAGAAAGGGAUUGAUUCUCCAGGCGUUAUUGAGCUUCCCCCCACUGUGAACGGUGAGCUUCCUUCACAAUUGGACACAGUUAAAAAUGAACCAGUCAGUCUUAAACAGAGUUUAACUACUAAAGUAUCGACUUCCCCGAAGACGAAAAAGCAAAACUCGGACUCAGUCCAGCAGUCAUCCCCUAAGAGGUUGCAUUCUCCGCGAGGACUAAGCAGAGAUGAUUCCUCAUUUCAACGGGAUGCUCCAUCGAGUUGGCUUGAUGUGGACUUUCCAAAACAGAGACUUAAACUCCCUGGGCCCAAGCUGAGCGCUUCUGUCAGCGAGAGCAAUCUUUUGGACAGCGACGAUGUUGAUGAUGAAAAUUUCAUCGAGAAGAUCCAGAAGCUUUGUGCUCCCUUUUCCCUACCACCUCGUAAACACAACCCACUCGGGCCACCUCAGCCCCCGUUUGCAAUGCCAGCUAUCAAGGAAGACCACUUUGAGAAGACGUUUGACCCAGAGGAGUUUAAAUUUGGCCUUAGGAAGAAAAAUCGGUCCUUUGACACAGGUCCAAGCUUAUUAGCCAAGCUUCAAAACCCAGAAACCAAAAGUGGUCCUAAGCCUGCUAGGGUGAGUAUAGCAAAUAGGUGUCUUUUGAUCAGUAGUCUGGAUAGCUCGUCCCAUCUGAAAGAGAAGACCGCUAAGAAAGAUGAGGAGGGCAGCAAGGAGGAAAAAGAUGAUCAUAUUAUUGUGAAGUCUCGCCUAGAGGGAAGCUGCGUACUAAGCAGUCUCACAACCCCCAGCGCCAGGGGGAAAAGAAAUGGCGCUCAGGCACUUUCGGAAAUGACCAACUCCAAGGAUGUGUCGCCCCAACUCAGUCCUUCCUCAGAAACCAGCUCGCCCAUUCCGACUACUGUCAGUUCAUUUGCUGAAAACUUUACCACGCAACGGAGAGACCAAAUCCAGCCUACAGAGGCUGUGGUCAGUGACUCAGGUCCUCCAUUUCCCUCCUUUAAUGACAUCAAGCUGCCUGACUAUUUAGAGAAGUACCUCCCUCGAGAACCGACAAAAACAGCGCAGAGCACGGAAGGACAGCCGGAAAUGAAAACAGAGGUUACUGCAAAAACGUCAACUCCACCUUCUGUCCCUGAAGUCGACCUGAUCGCAAAACCAAGUUUGAAUCUCCCUAAGACUGGGCCUUCAUCAUUUGGAAAUUCAGCUCAAAUUUUCCUACCACAUUCAGAGUUUAAUCAGCCUCUGACUCAGAAGUUGGGUACUCACGCGAGGACCGCCAAGGGAUUUCAUAAGCGACCUGGAAAGAUCGUAUUGUUUCAGGAAGCUCAGUUCGGCGGGCAAGUCUACGAGAUCUACAGGGAUGUGGCGGAUUCGACUCACCUUCAGUUCUCGAGUGUCAUAUCUGUGAAAGUCAUACGAGGAUGCUGGAUCCUCUACGAGAAGCCGGACUUUCAGGGACGCUGUAUUGCCUUGGAGGAGGGGGGCCUCGAAUUGACAAACGAGUGGGCAGAGCCGUCGCCAAAUAACCCCUCGCCAAUGCUGAUUGGGUCUAUUCGACUUGCCGUCUGCGAUUACAGCACCCCUCAUAUUGAUCUGUUCACGGAACCGGAAGGGCACGGUAGAGUGACACCGUACCACGACGACGCCGUAGAGACCGGCUCAUUUGGCAUCCCACUGAGCACCGCUUCCAUCCAAGUACACUCCGGGGUCUGGCUGGUGUUCAGUGAUCCAGGGUUCCAGGGAAUGCUCGCAGUCCUCGAAACAGGAGUGUACCCUUUUCCCGAGGCCUGGGGCUUCCCGUCGCCGUUUGUGGGAUCUCUCAAACCCCUUAAAAUGGGUGGUUUUAAAGUGGAGAAUCCAAAUGAAGUUAAGGCUUUGGUGUUCGAGAAGCCUGGACUGGAAGGUUCCAGUUUGGAAAUCAACAGCGAUGUUUUCAGCUUUUGUGAAGAAGGAGAUGAAACAAACGAUGACACUCGCAAGCUGAAGUCUGCGUGUUCAUUGAAGAUUAUCGCAGGAUUCUGGGUCGGCUACGACGAGGAAGGGUUUGAAGGCCAGCAGUACAUGCUGGAGGAAGGAGAAUACCUGGACUGUAGCGACUGGGGAGGCUCCGGGCCGAUACUGUCACUCCGACCCAUUCUAGCAGAUUUCAUCUCACCGCACCUCAAAAUGUUCAGCAACAAAGAUUUCAGCGACCGAGGGAUAAACAUCGACAUCAUCAUGCCAUUCAUCAACCUGGACGACACGGGUUACGGAACUAAGACGCAGUCUGUUGAUGUCGUCAGUGGUGUAUGGGUGGUGUUUGAGGAGCCCGGCUUUUGUGGAGAGUCCUACAUCCUGGAAAAGGGCUUGUACGGAAGCCCGGAGGACUGGGGUGCGCUCCGGGACCGGAUUGCCUCGGCGAUGCCUGUUGUGCUAGAGGAUUUUCAGAACGUGGCCAAGUUCAAGGUGCAACUUUUCUCCGAGCCAAGUUUUCAAGGCACCGUCCUCACUUUGGAGGACAGUGCGGCGACGCUGGAGCGAGGCUUCUCUGUGGCCUCCUGCAAGGUCCUUGUGGGAAGCUGGCUGGCUUUCGAAGGCCGAGACUUCACCGGCAGGAUGUAUCUGCUGGAGGAGGGCAACUACCAGGACGUGAGGGCGAUGGGUUGUGUCGACGCGAGCGGCGCCAUUCUGUCAGUGCAGACGGUCGGCUUCGAGUUUUCCCAGCCCUCCAUCGUUCUUUUCGAGCGUUGCGGUCUGCGUGGAAAGCGGGUGGUGUUGACGGACGGAUGCGUCAACCUUCAGCUGGCUGAGGGCUGCGCUCGGGUCCAGUCGGUGCUGGCGGAGGGGGGCAUGUGGAUAUUAUAUGAGGGGAUUAACUAUCGGGGUCCUCAGAUUCUGAUCAAACCCGGAGAGGUACCCGACUGGCGUCAGUUUAGCAAGUGGAGUAAAAUUGGAUCCCUCCGUCCACUUUUACAGAGGCACGUUCACUUCCGGUUGAGGAACAGACAGACGCGGCUCAUGAUGACAGUGACCGGCGAUCUGGAAGAGGUCAAACUGCUGCGGAUUCAAGAGGCCGAGGAGACUGACGGCCUUGAGCAGAUUUGGGUCUACCGCGGCGGACAUCUCCACUGCAAGCUUCUGGAGGAGUGCUGCCUGAGUCCCAGUGGCAGCGUAACCAUAGCGGGAAGCCGCGUGGGCCUCGUGCCAGAAGUGGACAACCACGUGUGGAGCAUCACACCUGAAGGGUUCAUCCGCUACGUGCCUACGUCUGAUCUGGUCUUGGAGGUGAAAGGGGGGGUUCAUUAUGACAAAAACCAAGUGAUCCUCAACACCCUGGAUCCAAAUAAAGCACACCAAAAGUGGGACGUGGAAAUUAUUUAAGACUCGCCAGCACAGCACGACAAGUGUUUAAGUACUAUGUGCACUUUUGCUCAAAUUUUGUAAUUUUGUCGUUGUCGAAAGACCUCUUUGGGAAUGUAUCACUGCCGACUAUAUAAUACAAGCAACGAGGUUCGAACUUGAAAGAAAACACUUCCAGUACUAUAGCUUAAGGUUGUUUUGCAUUUUUCAAUGAAUGAAUCAGUUUCCCAUUUUGUAAUAAACUUAAACAGUGUUGACACAUCUCGUGUAUUUUGUUCCGAAUGUUAUUUUACAUUUUAU